GGAAGCGGCGGCGGCGGCCAUGGCGGCGGAGGCGGGCUCGGUGCGGCUAUGGGCGCGCACCGAGCCGUUCCUGGUGGGCGCUCUGCCGGCGCCGCCGCCCGCCCGCCUCGCUCCGCACUACCUGCGCAAGGCCGCCGCCUACGCCCGCGCCAGGGCCGCCCAGGGCUGUUUACCGCGGCUGCGCUGGCCCCGCUGGCGCCACAUCGCCUGCGGGAAGCUGCAGCUCGACCGCGACCUCGCCUGGCUCUACUUCGAGCUCUUCCGCGGUCUCCUCGAGCCCGACCCACCCCGCCGCCUCCGCUGGGCCGAGGCCGAGGCCUCCUGUGCCAGCGCCGAGGAGUUGGAGCGGGAGCGGAGCAAGCUGUCCGUGGACACGCUACAGUUCCUGCUGUUCCUGUACGUGCAGCAGCUCCACAAGGUGUCCCUGCGCAGGUCCCUGCUCGGCGACGAGUGGCCCAGCCCCAGGACCGCAUCUCCCGGCUUUCCUGGGAAAUCCGCCGGCGGGAAUAAGAACUGGAAUGACCAGGAGCACCGAGCCUUCGUGCAGAGCCACCUCCUGGACAUGCUGGAGCUGCUGCUGGAGCCAGAGCAGCUCUCGGCCUCGUCCCACUCCAGCUCCAGCAGCCUGGUGUCCCUGGAGGCCGUGGGUGCCCUGAGCCUCCUGCUCGAGGGCUCCGUGGGCGCUUCCCGGGCGGUGCGGCCGCUCCACGAGCUGGCCCUGUGCCCACCCUGCCACCCCCACAACGGCUUCUCCCAGGGGGCCAGAGCCUUCUCCCUGCCCCGGCUGGAGAGCUGGAUCCGCUCCUGCCUCACCGCCAACCCCUUGGGAAUGACCGCCUGCAUCAGGGCCGGCAGGAAGCUGGCGUGGGCACAGCAAGUUGAAGGAGCAACCAGGAGAGCCAAGAUUGCCUGCAGUGCCCGGGUGGUGCCCGAGGUGUCCCCCAUGGUGAUCAUGAGCCAGGUGUACAAGCAGACCCUGGCCAAGAGCUCGGACACCCUGGUGGGGGCCCACGUGAGGAUCCAUCGCUGCAACGAGUCCUUCAUCUAUCUCCUGUCCCCCCUUCGCUCCGUGACCAUCGAGAAGUGCCGGAGCAGCACGUUCGUGCUGGGCCCCGUGGAGACGUCGGUGCACGUGCAGAGCUGUGACGGCGUCAGGGUCAUGGUGGUUUGCCACCGCCUGUCCCUGGCAGCCACCACCGGCUGCACCUUCUACACUCUGACACCCACCCAGCCCCUCAUCCUCUCGGGGAACCAGGGGGUCAGCUUUGCCCCUUUCCACACCCACUACCCCAUGCUGGAGGACCACAUGGCUCAGGUGGGCUUGGCCACUCUGCCCAACUACUGGGACAGCCCCAUGCUGGUGUGCAGGGAGAGCAGUGACACGGGCGUGUUCCGCCUCCUGCCCCCCUCGGACUUCUACACCUUCGUGAUUCCCUUUGAGAUGGAAGGAGACACCACGGAGACGCCGGGGGGGCUCCCCCAGGAGUACCAGGAGGCUCUGAGGCAGCGGGAGCAGCGGGUGCAGGUGUGGCAGCGCGCGGUGAAGGAGGCGGGUCUGACCAGGUGA
Pseudopipra pipra is the source of this 1567-nucleotide messenger RNA. RefSeq names its product TBCC domain-containing protein 1-like. NCBI's taxonomy places the organism in Eukaryota, Metazoa, Chordata, Aves, Passeriformes, Pipridae. Bases 20 to 1567 code for a protein of 515 amino acids. The record is from RefSeq and is a predicted model, not a curated record. The transcript is spliced from 5 exons. Gene Ontology annotation, biological process: maintenance of Golgi location; maintenance of centrosome location. Gene Ontology annotation, cellular component: spindle pole centrosome.